AUGUCUCUGCUGUGCGUCGGAGUCAAAAAAGCCAAGUUUGAUGGUGCCCAAGAGAAGUUUAACACGUACGUGACGCUGAAGGUGCAGAACGUGAAGAGCACCACCAUCGCUGUGCGCGGCAGCCAGCCCAGCUGGGAGCAGGACUUCAUGUUUGAGAUCAACCGCCUGGACUUGGGGCUGACUGUGGAGGUGUGGAACAAGGGGCUCAUCUGGGACACCAUGGUGGGCACUGUGUGGAUCCCGCUGCGGACCAUCCGCCAGUCCAACGAGGAGGGCCCUGGAGAGUGGCUGACGCUGGACUCACAGGUCAUCAUGGCAGACAGCGAGAUCUGUGGCACCAAGGAUCCAACCUGCCAUCUCAUCCUGCUGGACACGCGCUUCGAGCUGCCCCUAGACAUCCCGGAGGAGGAGGCGCGGUACUGGGCCAAGAAGCUGGAGCAGCUGAAUGCCAUGCGCGACCAGGACGAGUACUCGUUCCGGGAUGAGCCAGACAAGCCUCUGCCGGUGCCCAGCAACCAGUGCUGUAACUGGAAUUACUUUGGCUGGGGCGAGCACAAUGACGACCCUGACAGUGCAGUGGACGACAGGGACAGCGACUACCGCAGUGAGACCAGCAACAGCAUCCCGCCCCCCUACUACACGACCUCGCAGCCCAACGCCUCCGUGCACCAGUACUCGGUGCGCCCUCCGCCCCUGGGGUCCCGGGAGUCCUACAGCGACUCCAUGCACAGCUACGAGGAGCUUUCGGAGCCGCAGGCGCUCAGCCCCACGGGCAGCAGCCGCUACGCAUCCUCCGGGGAGCUGAGUCAGGGCAGCUCACAGCUCAGCGAGGACUUCGACCCCGAGGAGCAGAGCCUGCAGGGCUCGGAGCUGGAGGACGAGCGGGACCGGGACUCCUACCACUCGUGCCACAGCUCCGUGAGCUACCACAAGGACUCCCCGCGCUGGGACCAGGACGAGGAUCUGGAUGAGGACUUGGAGGAGCUGGAGGAUGAGGAGGAGCUGGAGGACGAGGAGCUGGAGGAGGAGGAGGAGGAGCUGGAGGAGGAGGAGGAGGAGGAAGUACCCGACGACCUGCACGGCUACGUCCAGCGCGAAGACAUGCCCGUGGUCGAGCCCAAAGAGUUCAAGCGCAUCAGCCUCCCGCCAGCCCCCGAGAAGGAGGCCCCGCUGGUGCCUGCUGAGGCCCCCAAGCCUGCCUCGCCGGAAGUUGUUCCUGGAGCAGAGGGGGCACCCAAGCUGGAGCCCCCCAAGGCUGAGGAGAGUUUCAGGCCACGAGAGGAUGAGGAAGGCCAGGACCAGGAUUCCAUGUCCAGGGCAAAGGCCAACUGGCUUCGCGCCUUCAACAAGGUGCGGAUGCAGCUGCAGGAGGCCCGGGGAGAAGGAGAGAUGUCCAAGUCCCUGUGGUUCAAAGGCGGCCCUGGGGGAGACGUCAUCAUCAUCGACAGCAUGCCCGACAUCCGCAGGCGGAAGCCCAUCCCGCUCGUGAGCGACCUGGCCAUGUCUCUGGUCCAGUCGAGAAAAGCGGGGAUCACCUCCGCCUUGGCCUCCAGCACGCUCAACAACGAGGAGCUGAAAAACCACGUUUACAAGAAGACCCUGCAAGCCUUAAUCUACCCCAUCUCGUGCACGACACCGCACAACUUCGAGGUGUGGACGGCCACCACGCCCACCUACUGCUACGAGUGCGAGGGGCUGCUGUGGGGCAUCGCGCGGCAGGGCAUGCGGUGCACGGAGUGCGGGGUCAAGUGCCACGAGAAGUGCCAGGACCUGCUCAACGCCGACUGCCUGCAGCGGGCAGCGGAGAAGAGCUCGAAGCACGGCGCGGAGGACCGGACGCAGAACAUCAUCAUGGUGCUGAAAGACCGCAUGAAGAUCCGCGAGCGCAACAAGCCCGAGAUCUUCGAGCUCAUCCAGGAGAUCUUCGCGGUGACCAAGGCGGCGCACACGCAGCAGAUGAAGGCGGUGAAGCAGAGCGUGCUGGACGGCACGUCCAAGUGGUCAGCCAAGAUCAGCAUCACGGUGGUCUGUGCUCAGGGCUUACAGGCAAAGGACAAGACUGGAUCCAGUGACCCUUACGUCACCGUCCAGGUUGGAAAGACCAAGAAACGGACCAAAACCAUCUAUGGGAACCUCAACCCUGUGUGGGAAGAGAAUUUCCACUUCGAAUGUCACAACUCCUCUGACCGCAUCAAGGUACGCGUCUGGGAUGAGGACGAUGACAUCAAAUCCCGCGUGAAGCAGAGGUUCAAGCGGGAGUCAGACGACUUUCUGGGGCAGACAAUCAUCGAGGUGCGGACCCUCAGCGGCGAGAUGGAUGUGUGGUACAACCUGGACAAGAGAACAGACAAGUCUGCAGUGUCGGGUGCUAUCCGCUUGCACAUCAGCGUGGAGAUCAAAGGCGAGGAGAAGGUGGCUCCCUACCACGUGCAGUACACCUGUCUUCACGAGAACCUGUUCCACUUUGUGACAGACGUGCAAAACAAUGGCGUGGUGAAGAUCCCAGAUGCUAAAGGGGAUGAUGCCUGGAAGGUUUACUACGAUGAGACGGCCCAGGAGAUCGUGGACGAGUUUGCCAUGCGCUAUGGCGUUGAGUCCAUCUACCAAGCCAUGACCCACUUCGCCUGCCUCUCCUCCAAGUACAUGUGCCCCGGGGUGCCCGCCGUCAUGAGCACCCUCCUCGCCAACAUCAAUGCCUACUACGCACACACCACAGCGUCCACCAACGUGUCUGCCUCUGACCGCUUCGCCGCCUCCAACUUUGGGAAAGAACGCUUUGUGAAGCUCCUGGACCAGCUGCACAACUCCCUGCGCAUCGACCUGUCCAUGUACCGGAACAACUUCCCCGCCAGCAGCCCCGAGAGGCUGCAGGACCUCAAGUCCACCGUGGACCUCCUCACCAGCAUCACCUUCUUCCGCAUGAAGGUCCAGGAGCUGCAGAGCCCCCCGCGAGCCAGCCAGGUGGUGAAGGACUGCGUGAAGGCGUGCCUCAACUCCACCUACGAGUACAUCUUCAACAACUGUCACGAGCUGUACAGCCGCGAGUACCAGACAGACCCGGCCAAGAAGGGGGAGGUCCCCCCAGAGGAGCAGGGCCCCAGCAUCAAGAACCUCGACUUCUGGUCCAAGCUGAUCACCCUCAUCGUGUCCAUCAUCGAGGAGGACAAGAACUCCUACACACCCUGCCUCAACCAGUGA
Messenger RNA from Castor canadensis (American beaver), 3198 nucleotides. Lineage: Eukaryota; Metazoa; Chordata; Mammalia; Rodentia; Castoridae. The record is from RefSeq and is a predicted model, not a curated record.